This is a messenger RNA of Closterium sp. Naga37s-1, 921 nucleotides long. The record is from the annotation of a GenBank genome assembly. Lineage: Eukaryota; Viridiplantae; Streptophyta; Zygnematophyceae; Desmidiales; Closteriaceae.
AUGUCGCCUUUCUCUUGCAGCAUUAUCUCUCUCCCAUACGAGGAUGUCGACGACGAAGUGUCGUAUUACUCGCAUCGCAAGGCUUCGCGCAACCUAUCGCACCGCCCUUCCAACACCAUUUCCCCCUCCCAUCCCUUCCCAUUGCUCUCGCUCCCUCCCAUCCCUUCCCGUCGCUCUCGCUCUCUCCCAUCCCUUCCCGUCGAUCUCGCUCUCUCCCAUCCCUUCCCGUCGAUCUCGCUCUCUCCCAUCCCUUCCCAUCGCUAUCGCUCUCUCCCAUCCCUUCCCGUCGCUCUCGCUCUCUCCCAUACCUUCCCGUCGAUCUCGCUCUCUCCCAUCCCUUCCCGUCGCUCUCGCAUUCUCCCAUCCCUUCCCGUCGCUCUCGCCUUCUCCCCUCCCAUCGCCAUCGCGCUCACGUUCCUCCCUCCCCUCGCCACCGCGCUCACGUUCCUCCCUCCCCUCGCCAUCGCGCUCACGUUCCUCGUCUCCCUGUUUGUCUCCCCUUCCCAUCCUGUCGUUCCGUCUCUCCCCUCCCAUCCCGUCAUUCUAUCUCUCUCCCCUCCCAUCCCGUCGUUCUAUCUCUCUCCCCUCCCAUCCCGUCGUUCCUCCUCUCUCCCCUUCCCAUCCCGUCGUUCCGCCCCUCUCCCCUUCCCAUCCCGUCGUUCCACCUCACUCCCCUCCCAUCCCGCCGUUCCGCCUCUCUCCCAUUCCCAUCCCAUCGUUCCGUCUCUCUCCCCUCCCAUUCCGUCGUUCCGCCCCUCUCCCCUUCCCGUCUUGUCGUUCCGUCUCUCUCCCCUCCCAUCUCGUCGUUCCUCCUCGCCUUGUCCAUCAUUUCUUUUUUCCGUUCGUUAUUUUUUUCUCAACUCCCUAUUCUUUCGCCUCGACUACAAGUCUAAGGAAACACUUUUCUCGCAUCUCUGCUAG